CAGGGAACCGCAUGAACAGAACCUUCUGCCCGUCCUUCUGCAACGCCUCGACGAGCAUCUGGCAUUGCGUCGUCUUGCCCGCUCGGUCGAGCCCCUCGAACACGAUCAACUUGCCCCGCGCCAUUAUUGCGAGCGAGAAUCCGAAAGCGAUGUCUGGAUGUCGAACAUCAGGACCGCUGGAGGAGCGGAUAGGGCUGCUAGCGCGAUGCGCUACCGGUAACUAGCACAUGCAUGCAUGUUCCGCAUCCUACAAGCAUCGCAUCCGCGGAUUCAACAUCGAACAACACAACCAUCCGAACAAUCCCGGAGUAAGCCGACACCGUCCCCCCGAAAAGAGCAAACCAGCAACCGCCCUGCGCCCCAUCAGCCCUGCGCACCUAGCCCCUACCCGUGACGCCAACAUGCCGCGCGACCCUCUCACAGCACAAAAAGGCAGCUACCAAACCACCAUAAUCCCCCUACCGGACACGCUCGCAUACGAAACUUACGUGAAAAACGCAACCGGCAUAAUAGUCUUAGCGUGCCACUGGCCCGAAGACAAAACGAGCCGGAUCCUAAUCACCCAACUGACCAAGCGGCUGCCCGACAUGCAAGCGCUGGGCGUGACGGGCGUGUACAGUCUGGACGUGUACAGUCUGCCGACCAUUGCUGAGGAGCUGGAUAUCACGUUUGUGCCGACGCUUAUGUGGUGAGUCGCUGCGUGUCCAUGGCCGCUACGUGCCUGAGUCUUGAUGUGUCACGUGUGGAUGGGCUGGGCUGAUGCGAGUAGGUUCAAUGAUCGCGUGCAGGAUGCGCUGGUGUGGCAUGACGGGGUAAGGAUUGAG
Molecule: messenger RNA, 824 nt
Organism: Didymella exigua CBS 183.55
Lineage: Eukaryota; Fungi; Ascomycota; Dothideomycetes; Pleosporales; Didymellaceae
Exons: 1
Coding region: 228-692 (154 amino acids)
Source: RefSeq, a predicted model, not a curated record